GUCACAUCAGUUGUGGAAGGAGGGAUGCCAGCAGAGAGCGGGAGCAGCAACGCCACUCGCCAGGCAAAGCAGAAAAGAAAGUCCCACAGCCUGUCCAUCCGCAGGACCAACAGCACCGAGCAGGAUCGCUCCGGCCUGCAGAGAGACAUGCUGGAGGCACAGUCCUCUGAUAAUCCGGAACUCUGCGUGAGAAUUGAGGAAUCCAAACUGCCCCUGCAUGUGAGGAGCAAUCUGCUGGACCUCUUCAGUCAGAUCGAGAGGGAGUUUGAGAAUCUCUACAUAGAAAACCUGGAGUUGCGUAGAGAAAUCGAAACGCUGAACGAUCGAUUAGCUGCAGAAGGACAGUCCUUUGAAGGAGCAGAUUUAGCUAAAGGAGCACUUAAAACAAAAGCCAGCCAUAGCACCAGUCAACUCUCUCAGAAACUGAAGACGACCUACAAAGCAUCUACUAGUAAGAUUGUGUCCAGUUUCAAAGCGACCACAUCCAGAGCGGUGUGCCAGCUAAUCAGGGAGUAUGUGGCCCACAGAGAUGGCAUCUGGGACCUGAGUGUCACUAGGACCCAACCUAUGGUGCUGGGCACUGCCUCCGCAGACCACACUGCCAUGCUGUGGAGCAUUGAGACAGGAAAGUCUCUGCUGAAGUAUUUGGGCCAUCAAGGAUCAGUUAAUUCUAUCAAAUUCCACCCCAUUGAGCAGAUGGCGCUAACAGCUUCUGGAGACCAGACCGCCCACAUCUGGAGAUACAUGGUGCAGCUGCCGACACCGCAGCCUGUUACCGAGAAUACACAGACUUCCUGUGAAGACGACGUGGAAUGUUCAGACAAGGAUGAGGCCGACGGUGAGGCCGAGGGUCCAAAUGACUGCCCGUCCAUCCGUUCACCAAUCACCACGCUCCGCAGUCAUCAGGGCGUGGUGAUCGCUGCUGAUUGGCUGGUGGGAGGCAAGCAGGUGGUGACAGCCUCCUGGGACCGAACCGCUAACCUGUAUGACGUGGAAACGUCUGAGCUGGUUCACUCGCUCACUGGCCAUGACCAGGAGUUGACCCACUGCUGCACACACCCCACCCAGCGUCUGGUUGUCACCUCAUCCAGAGACACAACCUUUCGGCUGUGGGAUUUCAGAGACCCGUCCAUCCACUCAGUCAACGUCUUCCAGGGACACACAGACACGGUGACGUCGGCUGUGUUCACAGUGGGAGACAACGUGGUGUCCGGGAGCGACGAUCGCACGGUCAAAGUGUGGGACUUGAAGAACAUGAGGUCACCCAUAGCAACCAUCCGUACUGACUCUGCUGUCAACAGGAUCAGCGUGUCGGUGAGCCAGAAAAUCAUCGCGCUUCCUCACGACAAUCGGCAGGUCCGACUGUUCGACAUGUCCGGAGUGCGACUGGCUCGGCUCCCACGAAGCAACCGACAGGGUCACCGUCGUAUGGUGUGCUGCUCCACCUGGUGUGAAGACAACAACACCUGCAACCUGUUCACUUGCGGCUUUGACCGCCAGGCCAUUGGCUGGAACAUCAACAUCCCUGCCCUGCUGCAGGAGAAGUGACCUCCUGCUGCCACCUUAAAGUGGUUAAAUCCACGUGGAGACUUUGAGAUGCGCUGUUAGCUGCUCAAGGUCUGUUGGAAGGUCUUUGAGAGCAAGAAGAGGCCUGUGGUUUGAACACGUUCUUGGUUGACAUGUUGUUUUGUGUUCUGUGAGAACUUGUUACCAUCUGAGUUUUGUUGUAAGUGGGCGGGGCCCCAUAGGCUGCGCAGAAAAGCAUAAUGCAACAGUUGGUUAAAACUGAAACCAAAUUAAGGCUAAAACUGAUGCUGCUGUCUUUCGCUGAUAAUUAAAUGGGAUUCUGUGUCGCUGGUCCAUGUCUCGGCCACAAACGCUCAGUGGGCGAGGGAUAAUUGUUGCCUCUGUCCGAUCACAAGUCAUGUGAUCUCUCUGGAAAAACAAGAAAGAAACAAGGGCAGCAGAUUUAUGUAAUCCAUUGAUAUACUGCUAAUUUAUCUGAUGAGGAUCUGGCUAGCUUGCACUAGUGUGCCUUGAUGGAGAGAGUGGUGACAUGAGUCAAAAAAAAAAAGUCAUAUGCCAU
Thalassophryne amazonica is the source of this 2086-nucleotide messenger RNA. Its product is annotated as WD repeat-containing protein 37. The transcript has 14 exons. Gene Ontology annotation, molecular function: protein binding. Gene Ontology annotation, cellular component: preribosome, large subunit precursor. The coding region runs from base 25 to 1548 and encodes 507 amino acids. The record is from RefSeq and is a predicted model, not a curated record. NCBI's taxonomy places the organism in Eukaryota, Metazoa, Chordata, Actinopteri, Batrachoidiformes, Batrachoididae.